GUAUGCUGGAACUUGCAGUGAUCCCCCUGCCUCAAUGCUGGGCUCACAGGCUUUCUGUUUUGUUAACGCCUCACAAGCAGCUUGGCUCUGUGGAAGUCCUCAAGACCUCCCUGCCGCCUCAAACCAAUGCUGGCCCUGUGGAGGUCGACCUACAGGAGGAUUAGCGGUUAAUCUGGCUUCUGGGGUUCCUAUUCCUGGGGCUCGGGGAGCCCAGUGCGCAGGCUCCGGGCCACAGCAGAUCCCUCUCCUGGGUCCCCACACACUGCUGCCAUGGCCUCCCUCUUCUCUGGCCGCAUCUUGAUCAGGAACAACAGUGACCAGGAUGAGGUGGAGACCGAGGCCGAGUUGAGCCGCCGGCUGGAGAAUCGCCUGGUGCUGCUGUUCUUCGGCGCCGGGGCCUGUCCCCAGUGCCAGGCCUUUGCCCCGGUCCUCAAAGACUUCUUCGUGCGGCUCACCGAUGAGUUCUACGUGGUGCGGGCAGCACAGCUGGCCCUGAUCUACGUGUCCCAGGACCCCACGGAGGAGCAGCAAGAGCUGUUCCUCAGGGACAUGCCUGAGAAGUGGCUGUUCCUGCCUUUCCAUGAUGACCUGAGGAGGGACCUCGGGCGCCAGUUCUCCGUGCGGCGUCUGCCGGCCGUCGUGGUGCUCAAGCCGGGUGGCGACGUGCUGACGAGCGACGCGACGGACGAGAUCCAGCGCCUGGGGCCCGCCUGCUUCGCCAACUGGCAGGAGGCGGCCGAGCUGCUGGACCGCAGCUUCCUGCAGCCCGAGGACCUGGACGAGCCCGCAAGGCGCAGCAUCACCGAGCCUCUGCGCCGCCGCAAGUACCGCGUGGACCGGGAGGCGGGCCGGGGCCGCGGCCGCAGCAGCCACGACUCUGGUGACCCAGGGGAUGCAGGUGCAAGGGCAGAGCUCUGGGGGCCCCCAGGGGAACCCCGCUGCAGGGGCGGGGCUCUGGUGACCCCCAUGGGUACCUGGGUGUAGGGGCGGGCUAGAGGCGGGGCUAUGAUAACCCCCGAAGACCCCGGGUGCAGGGGCGGGGCUCCGAUUAGCCUUGUCCUCCUGCAUGCUCAGGACGUUCCCUAGACAGCGGUGCAGACUGGCCUUGAACUCACCAUUCUUCUGCCUCAGCCUAAGGAGUAGCUGGAGCAGCAGCCAAAGACAGACAAGUUCCCUCUUCCAGGUCACCCCUAGCCCUUGAAAGAAUGUAGGGAUCCCCACGAAGAGGUCCUGGGCACGGUACCCGGGACUUAGUGCACGCCAAGCAAGCUUUAUAACCAUAGAGCCCCAGCCUCAAAUACCCUGUUCAAAACAAACAAAAACCACUCCUGCAGCCAGGGUUUGUGGCGCAGGCCGGUCGUUCAGUGCUCUGGACGCAGGCGCAGGGCCGGUGCUCAAUGGCACUUGCUGUGAAGACCGACAACCCGAGUCCAGUGCCCAGAACCCACAUGGUGGAAGGGAGGACGGACUCCGCAAGUUGCUGACCUCUGCACGCUCAUGGUAACACGUGCACACCCUCCCCCCACACACAGAACAAAAAUACUAUUUUAAGUCUUGUGCAAAACAACAACCCAUAAACAAGAAAACAGAGGUGUGCAGAAGAGGAUCCGGAGCUCAAGGCCGUUUUUGGUUAUGUCGAGGGCUCUAGGUCGGCCUGGGCUACCAAGCCGCAGACGAGGAAGCCCGGGUCUUGCGCCGCUCCUCGGGACAGGCACCUCCCUCUGCAGAAGCGCCUGAGACCUGCAGGCCGAUGGCUUAGCCUUGCCUACCGCGCCCUCUGGCGGCCCGAAGGGGACGGUGCGCGCAAAUGAGACGUCCAGCGCGCCCACGGGGCUGGCGGCCUGGCUUUCUGGGGCAAGAAUCUGACAAGAUAAAGGAAGAAGGCUACGAACCGGAGGAGUCGUGACCCCGCAAGCAGUCCAUCCGCCUCUGUUCUCAACUUGGAGUAGUGGGGGAAACUGAGGCUCAAGACUGAAUAAGGAUGCCUGCUGGCCACCAAGCCUGACUGCCUGGAUUCGAUCCUGGGUACCCACGUGGGGCAAGGAAAGGGCCUACUCCUACAAGCUGUCCUUAAAUUACUGUGAUUAUGAUUUUGUUUUUCAAGACAGGGUUUCUCUGUGUAGCCCUGGCUAUCCUGGAACUCACUGGUCUCGAAUUCUAGGGCUAGGAUUAAAGGCAUGCACCGUCACAACCUGGCUGGAAUGCUAAAAUACUAAUUAAAAAAGAA
Messenger RNA from Peromyscus leucopus (white-footed mouse), 2227 nucleotides. RefSeq names its product nucleoredoxin like 1 (gene Nxnl1). Gene Ontology annotation, biological process: photoreceptor cell maintenance. Lineage: Eukaryota; Metazoa; Chordata; Mammalia; Rodentia; Cricetidae. Gene Ontology annotation, cellular component: mitochondrion. The record is from RefSeq and is a predicted model, not a curated record.